AAGUCCAAACCAACGGUGAGCCAAGUCCAAACAUCGGCCAACUCGAACAGUAUUCCAUGAAAUAUGAUGAAUAUGUAUCACGUAAGCUACAGAGCAGGUAGGAAAAAAGUGUAUCGUGAUAGCGAGCAAAGUCCAGGCCUCUAUGAAUAUUUCUUGAAUGAUAAUCAAUUAUCUUCUCUUUUACGAACAUACACUGAAAUACACUGAAAAGAGGGCUUCACGUCAAUCCAGCAGUCUUUUUUUUGUAAGUUCCGGGAAAAAAAAUCAAAAACAAUUGUGGGCCAAGUCCAAACAUCUGCCGAAUCGGUAUUUUACGAAAUGUGAUAACAAAAUAUGCAUUUAGAAAAAAAAACUGUAAUGCAAUAGUAGUCCAAACAUCACUAAGCAGUCUUUCAUAAAAGAUGCUAAAUAAUAAUCACUUAUCCAAACAUACAGUUAAAUGGUAUAUAAAGUCCAGAAAAUAGUGCAAUAGUGGUCCAAGUCCGAUACACUAAGGAAAAAAAAUAAUUGUGGUUGUAUCUUGACUUCACGAUGGCCCCUUUUUCGGUUCCACCCUGCCCUUGUGGUAACGGCGUCUUAUCGCCCCGUGCAUCUACGAAUCAAUCUAGCCCUCGUCGUCUUUGCUGCGUUUUCCGUCGUCAAUGAGCCGUGCGUGGCGGGAGCAAAUGAGGCUUUCAUGCUUCCCAUCAGCCCCACUUGAAAUGCUUUUGAAAGUCAGCCGAGGAGGAGGAGGAGGAGGAGGAGGAGGAUCAUCUUCGCUCUUCUCAGUGUCACGCUUGUUAAUGGGAUGAUCGCACACAGAGUUAACAUUUUUGCGCACGACUCGUGAACGCAGCGCCAUUGGGCUUGCACCUUUUCACCUCCUCAGAGGAUGCCAGCCAUUCACGGGUCACACACACACACACGCACACACACACACACACACACACACACCCAGACACACACAUCAGCAUCUGUGCCGCCUCCUUGUCCUCCUCCUCCCCUUUCGUAGCUUUCCUUGCAUCCUCUCUCUCUCCCUCUCGUCGUGUAUGCCUCGCCUCGACACAGGCGCAACAUCUCCUCUCCCGCACGUAAAAAAGCAAGAAAAUGCUGCGCGCUGACGACGGGGUGAGCGUGAGGAUGCGUGGUGGGCUGGUGUAGCGUCUUUUAGGUUGGGGGGUGGGGGGGCUGCAAAGGACUCGAGGCAAGAGGGGGGGAAAAAAAAAACCCAAACCCAAACAAAUACGCAUCCAGGAUGUCCACCACGCCUGCUGCGUCCGACGGGAGCCAGAGGAAGUCUCUGGAGGUGGAUUGCGACCACGUGCCGAAGGCGUCGGCCGCCGACUCCUCCUCCAGCGGCGGUGGCGGGCAGCUGAAGCUGAAGGACAGACACAAGCUGCUGGAGGAAGCCUUCCAGCAGGACGUGGAGCAGUACCUGUCCACCGGUUACCUCCAGAUCGCCGAGAGGCGAGGGCCAAUAGGCAGCAUGUCGUCCAUGGAGGUCAACGUAGACAUGCUGGAGCAGAUGGACCUGAUGGACAUGUCGGACCACGAGGCGCUCGACGUCUUCCUGCACUCGGGCGGAGAGGACAACAGCGCCGCCUCGCCGGUCGCAGGCCCCGAGUGUUUGAGCGCCGAGAUCAGCCUCGCGGUUCCCGAGCUGCGCCGCAAGCUGUCGCCGGCGUGCGCCCUCGAUGCAGACGAGGAAGACGACGGCGAGGAAGAGGAGGAUAAAGAAGAGGAGGAAGGGGCCAGGAGGACCAUGAGGAGGAGGAGGAGGAGGAAGAGGGCGACCCCGCCGGCACUGACGCCUGACCGCCAAGACGGGUCCCCCAAGGUUUGAUGAAGCGGGUGGGUGUGAGGGGGAGGUGGUGGACGGAAAUAACAUGCCCCCCGCCCCCCCUGCUCCCCCCCACCCUGCGACUGCCACAUGACGUGUGCCUUAAAGAGCACACAACAAGUUUAUGACCUUUAUGAUCAGCACAACAGCUCGGGUCCACAUGUUGUGUUAUGAUUUGGAUUCUGAAGUACAAAAAGUGCUGAAAAGAAGCACAAGCGUACAAACGUGACAUGAAACCUACUGGACACUUUGUCAGUGUCGACAUCACUGAGGAAAAAAAAAAUGUGAUGACAACCAUAGAAGACGAAAUGGCCCUUACCUUUGCUAUUUGCUUUUUUUCUUAAGCUUCCGCGUUGCCCUUUGUGGGCUGCAAUGUUUCAACCUGAGCCAUAGCUUCCAGAUUCUCCACGUGGACCAAAUCUUAUUGUGUAUUUGAAAAGUUGGCACUUUGAUUCUGUGUGUCUGUGCGGGCCGAGUGAAGAGUCGUUGAUGAUUUUGAGUGUGUUGUGUACAGUAUAACUUUUGUGUAGUGCACAUUGUUUCCCUCCGGAGAAGAGUGAAAUAAAAAGGUCGCCUGAG
This is a messenger RNA of Hippocampus zosterae (dwarf seahorse), 2398 nucleotides long. RefSeq names its product dystrobrevin binding protein 1b (gene dtnbp1b). The transcript is spliced from 4 exons. Gene Ontology annotation, biological process: neuron projection development; anterograde synaptic vesicle transport; regulation of synaptic vesicle exocytosis. The coding region runs from base 1235 to 1822 and encodes 195 amino acids. Gene Ontology annotation, cellular component: synaptic vesicle membrane; BLOC-1 complex; cytoplasm. Lineage: Eukaryota; Metazoa; Chordata; Actinopteri; Syngnathiformes; Syngnathidae. The record is from RefSeq and is a predicted model, not a curated record.